CUCACUUUACACUCGCGGUUCGAGAAACACUUUAAAGUGAAAUGGUUUUUGACGCUGCAAUAUUAGUCGUGUACACGUAAGCCGUAAGUUGGAGUUGAACCAGGGUUGAAAGGAAGAUGGGACUGAGUUGAGUAGUCUAAGAAAACCCGAAUAGUAAACCGAACCGAACUAUCUUUAUAAAAUUAACUUGCGCUAUUUCUGCCUAUUUGAGCCCUACCUAUUUACAGAUUAUUUCAAUAAGAAAAUAUAGAAUUGGCAGGUGUCAAGAUGAAAGACGUUGAAUUGUAGCAAAUAUUGUUGAUAAUUUCACAGUCAAAAUUUCAAAGUAAAUUUUAAGCAAUAAAAAUAUUAAUCAAAAUGAAUGACAAAUAUUUGGCAAAAGUUGCAAAAAUACCUAUAGCAAAGGCUGGAUUUGACGCUCUUGGAAUGACAGCACCUAUGCUAGUACAGAUGAAUCCAGAUGGUAAAUGGGAAAAUUCGACACCAGGAAACAUGGACGAAGAUCGUCUUAAGGCCAUAGUACAAUAUUUAGUGAACUCCGAAGCAGUGUCUGCCGCACAAAGUUACUGCGAUCAGUGUGCGAGUAAAAGUCAGAAAGAAGGGGGCCAAUCAAAUUAUGUUCCGAUCAUUAUGAUGCCAAUAUACCCUGCGGAGCAAUGCCCUUUUGAUUUGGAAUGCGGAAAUCAAAAAAUGAAGGAAAUUGAAGAACAGAAACCUACGAAAAAAGUUACUACUAAAGUACAGGAAAAAGAUCCUGGGAAAGACAAAAGUAUGAAAACAGUGAAGAAAAAGCAAUUCGUCAUGCAGCGUCUUACUGAUUUCGAUUUAAUGUCACAGUGGUAAACGGAAAAAGUUGCUACGGAGACGAGCUCAAAAUAAUUGAAGUAAUUUGUAUCGUUCAAAGUAUUUGAAAUUGACAAUGUCCUUAAUAAAAACGUGAGAAUGCGAGAAAAAA
Molecule: messenger RNA, 955 nt
Organism: Pararge aegeria (speckled wood butterfly)
Lineage: Eukaryota; Metazoa; Arthropoda; Insecta; Lepidoptera; Nymphalidae
Exons: 4
Coding region: 358-843 (161 amino acids)
Source: RefSeq, a predicted model, not a curated record